CGAAUACGGGUGGGAAAGAAUGACGCUCUGAUGUAGUCAAACCCAUGCGAUGAGGCGUAGUUGGGGAAGAAUGGCUCGGUCAGUGCGAAGCUCGGCUUGACUCAGGAGCCGGAAGUGUCCUGGCGCGCGCGAGUGUGUCCGACUGGAUUAACCGGAACCGUAUGAGAAUCCGCGAACUCGGUGUAGUUUGUGGUGGCCGCGCGCAGCCGAGGAGGAGCCCAGAGCCGGCUGAGAGAGACUCAGGACCGCCGUGACGGAGAAUAACAGCUCACUGGCGACUGCUUUUCAUCAUAAACAAUAAUAAAUAAGUCGCGUUAAAAAAAAAAAAAUCACACAGUUAGCAUUGUAUUCGGUGACUAGCUGAAAGUGAACGGUUUUAAACCUUUAGCUAGCAACCGAGCUAGCCUCAGAGAGUAGCUUAACAACAACAACAAGAGGAGGAGGAGGAGCUUUGCGCUUCAUCACGACGAAAAUAUUGCUGAAUUAAACCGAAAGAUUUUCUUUGAGGAGCUCGGUUUCGGUUCUGGACAGUGAGCUCGGUUCAGUUAAACCGGAGAUGGAGCUCCAGCAGGGCUGAGUUUCUGACAGGAAGACUGGAGAGCGGUGUCGGAGAGCGGUCAGUGAUAAAGCGAGUGGAAGUGAAACCUCUCCCACUGGGAUUGUGUGUGUGUGUGUGUGUGUGUGGGUUCUCCUGGUCUCGGUUUCUAAUGCGGAGGCCCUGAUCAGCCCCGGCGGGCCGCCAUGCUCAAGUGCAUCCCUCUCUGGCGGUGUAACCGCCACGUUGAGUCGGUGGAUAAGCGGCACUGCUCUCUGCACACCGUCCCUGAUGAGAUCUACCGCUACACCCGCAGCCUGGAGGAGCUCCUGCUCGAUGCCAACCAGCUCAGAGAACUGCCCAAGCCCUUCUUCAGGCUACUGAACCUGCGCAAGCUCGGCCUGAGCGACAAUGAGAUCCAGAGACUUCCCCCUGAGGUGGCCAACUUCAUGCAGCUUGUGGAGCUGGACAUCUCUCGAAAUGGCAUUCCUGAGAUCCCCGAGACCAUUAAGUUCUGUAAGGCGCUGGAGAUCGCGGACUUCAGUGGAAACCCCCUCUCCAGAUUACCUGAUGGCUUUACACAGCUUCGAGCACUAGCCCACCUUGCACUCAAUGACGUGUCACUACAAUCACUACCGAAUGACAUUGGAAACUUGGCUAACCUGGUAACCCUGGAGCUGAGGGAGAAUCUACUGAAGUCUUUACCCACCUCUCUGUCUUUCCUGGUGAAACUGGAGCAGCUAGAUUUGGGCAGCAAUCAACUGGAAGUAUUGCCGGAUGCACUGGGGGCCCUGCCCAACCUCCGUGAGCUGUGGUUAGACAGGAACCAACUUUCUUCACUCCCCCCAGAGCUGGGAAGUUUGCGGCGCUUGGUGUGUCUGGAUUUGUCAGAGAACCGGCUGACGGAGUUGCCCUCCGAGAUCAGGGGCCUCAUCGCCCUCACUGACCUGCUGCUCUCACAGAACCAUCUGGACACCGUGCCUGAUAGCAUCGGCUCCUUGAAGCAGUUAUCUAUCUUCAAAGUGGACCAGAACCGCCUGGUCCGUCUAACAAAUUCAAUCGGCGAAUGUGAGAACCUCACAGAACUGAUGCUGACGGAGAAUCUGCUACAGUCUCUUCCGAGUUCUCUGGGCAACUUAAAGAAGCUGACCAACCUGAACGUGGACCGUAACCGCUUGAGCAGUGUACCAGCUGAAUUGGGUGGCUGUGCCAGUCUCAAUGUGCUCUCGCUCAGAGACAACCGCGUGGGCAAGCUGCCUUCUGAGCUUGCGAAUGCCACGGAGCUUCACGUACUGGAUGUGGCAGGCAACAGGUUGCAGAACUUACCAUUCUCGCUUGCCAACCUGAACCUCAAGGCCAUGUGGUUGGCAGAGAACCAGUCCCAACCUAUGCUCAAGUUUCAAACCGAGGACGACGAGCGGACAGGAGAGAAGGUCCUCACCUGCUACCUGCUGCCCCAACAGCCUACACCCAGCUUAGAGAACCUGCUGCAGAGCAGCGUGGAUGAAAGUUGGCCCACAGACACUAAUCUGAACAGAGUGUCUGUCAUCCAGUUUCAGGACCACACCAAGCCUGAUGAGGAAGAUGAUGAGACUGCGGCAGAGAAGAGGCAGGGUCUGCAGAGGCGAGCCACCCCUCACCCCAGCGAGCUGAAAGUGAUGAAGAAUGCGAUUGAGGCCAGGAGACCUGAGGCUUACACAGCUAAGCCAGAUGAAGACCUGGACUCUCCAGACGCUGAGGAGAAACGUAUGAGUGGAUUGUCCAAUCAGAGCCAUGACUCCCAGUUCUCUAACAGCACUGCCUCAGCUAACUCUCAUGAUGAGAGACAGAAAGUAAAUGGCAUCGCACAACACGAGCACGAACAGGAAGACGAGGAAGAGGAGGCAGAAUACACUGAGCCCACUGUGCACUUUGCCGAGGAGCCCAUUAUCCGCGGCGGUGACGAGGAGGAUGAGGAUGAAAACGAGGAGGACGAAGACGGCGAGCAGAGCGACGACGAGGCUCGGUCAGCCCCCUUCCCUGCUGAGAAACAGCGCCUCAUCCGCAAGGACACGCCACACUACAAGAAGCACUUCAAGAUCACCAAACUGCCCAAACCUGAGACUGUCGCUGCAUUACUGGAGGGGUUCAGCCCUGACGCCGCCACACCAGCCUCCCGAAUCCCCAACGACGAGGAGGAGGAGGAGGAGGACGACGAAGAGGGAGCAUCGGUUAAGACCCCUCUGCUGCGGAGACUGGAGGCGGCUGAGCAGGAGGACAGCAGGCUGACUCAUCAGGUGAACAGCUCGCUGCAGCCAGUGAAGGGGGUGUCAUUUGAUCAAGUCAAUAAUCUGCUGAUUGAGCCUGCUCGAAUUGAGGAGGAAGAGCUGGUCCUGAGUAUCCUGAGACAAACUGGUGGAUUAGGCAUCAGUAUAGCUGGGGGGAAAGGAUCCACUCCUUACAAGGGAGAUGAUGAGGGUAUCUUUAUCUCCCGAGUGUCAGAAGAUGGUCCAGCUGCACGAGCUGGGGUCAAAGUGGGAGACAAACUACUCGAGGUAAACGGGGUAGAGCUGCAGGGAGCGGAGCACCACACGGCAGUGGAGGCCUUGCGGAGCUCAGGAACGGCGGUGACCAUGACGGUGCUGCGUGAGCGGAUGGUCGAGCCUGAGAACCCCAUCACCACUACGCCCCUGAGACCAGAGGAUGAUUACUUUCCUCGGGAGAGGAGGUCCGGUGGCCUUCCAUUCAACCUGGAGCCUGGAUCCACCACCGUUAGCACGGGCCCCUGCCAACGCCUGGCCACCUGCUUAGUCCGCAAUGACAAGGGCUUAGGAUUCAGCAUCGCUGGAGGAAAAGGCUCCACGUCAUACCGGACAGGAGACAUGGGAAUCUUCAUCUCUCGCAUUGCUGAAGGAGGUGCUGCUCAUAGAGACAACAUCCUUCACGUGGGAGACAGAGUCAUAUCUAUCAAUGGUGUAGACAUGACAGAAGCCAGACAUGACCAAGCAGUAGCGCUGCUUACCGGCACCUCCCCUACCAUCUCGCUGCUAGUGGAGCGGGAACAAGCGAACGUGGGCGGCUCCUCGGGCCGAGCACGCUCCCACUCUCCUCCUCCUCCAGAGCCCUCAGACUCACCAGAGCAAGAAGAGGCUGGAGAUGACCGUCUGGGGAACCAUCUCAGCUGUCCGAUGGAGGACGAGUACCCCAUCGAGGAAGUGGCACUGGUCAAAACGGGUGGUCCUCUGGGUUUGAGCAUCGUGGGUGGCAGUGACCAUGCCAGCCACCCAUUUGGCAUCAGUGAACCAGGAGUGUUUAUUUCCAAGGUGAUCCCUCAUGGCUUAGCCUGUCAGAGUGGAUUACGGGUAGGUGACCGCAUCCUGGAGGUGAACUCCAUUGAUCUGCGACACGCCACCCACCAGGAGGCCGUCAAAGCCCUGCUGUCCAACAACAAGGAGAUCCGCAUGCUUGUGCGCAGAGACCCCUCGCCACCUGGCAUGCAGGAAAUCGUCAUUCACAAGCAGCCUGGAGAGAAGCUGGGCAUCAGCAUCCGAGGAGGAGCCAGAGGGCAUGCAGGCAACCCCUUCGAUCCAACAGAUGAGGGCAUCUUCAUCUCCAAGGUGAGCUCCAGUGGUGCUGCGGCACGAGAUGGCCGCCUCAAGGUGGGGAUGAGAAUCCUGGAGGUGGGCAAUCACAGCCUCCUUGGUAUGACUCAUACGGAGGCAGUCAGGGUCUUGCGUGCCACAGGAGAUACCUUGGUCAUGCUGGUGUGUGACGGCUUUGACCCCAGAAACGUCGCAGGCAUGGAGGCAUCUCCAGGCAUCAUCGCAAACCCGUUUGCUGCUGGAAUUGUUCGAAAGAACAGCAUGGAGAGCAUCUCCUCAAUAGACCGAGAUCUGAGCCCAGAAGAGAUGGACAUCAUGCAGAAGGAGGUUGAGAUGGUGAGGGAGACGUCUCAGUGGGAGCGGGAGGAGAUGGAGAAAGUGGAGCGUAUGCGCUUGGAACGUGAAGCGGCUACUCGUCUGCUGGAGGAGGAGACUGAGAGCAUGAGCACUGGACCUCUGAAACUGGACUACAAGACACUGGCAGCUCUUCCCACAACCAGCCUGCAGAGGGUCAAUCGGGCUCCAUCGGCUGAGCCCCCAAGAAUCGACAGUCCUGUCCGGGAGCCUCUUUAUUCCCCAGGUUCUCAAUUGCCAUCAUUUCACCAGUCCUCAUCCUCAGCCCCUGUCACACAAGGCAGGGAGACGCGAUUCGCAAGCAUUCAUUUAUCCUCCAACGUGACUGCCAAGGACAAUUCAGCUACCAAGCCUGGUGCCAUCCAGCCUAUCUCACGAGUGCGGCCUCCUUCCUCUCCCGUCACUCAGGAUGGUCACAAUAGUCCCAACCCUUUCCAGCAUGGCCCUUCCCCCAGCAGCUUCCAGACCACUGAUCUCUAUGGUCAGAGGAACAACUUUCACCCAAAGCAGACAUUGCCAGAGCCAGAGGAGUAUAAUGAAGUGUUUAUAGGUGAGGGUGAAGGAGGGGGCCUCAGCCCUCACCCGUCCCUCUCAUCUGACCGUCGUGAGUACAGGAAUCUGGCAGCUGUGCCACGCCUGUCUCGUCCUUCCCUGCAGUCUGAGCCUCCCACGUCCUGUGGGAAACGGAGCCCAGAGCAGCGGUCUUUCAGAGACAGACAGAAGUACUUUGAGAUCGAUGUGAAGCAGCAGACACCAGACAACAAACCUAAACCUCGUGUUUCACUUGUAGGAGAGGAUGAUCUGAAAAAAAUGAAGGAGGAGGAAGCCAAGAGAAUCGAGCAGAGAGCACGGGAGUAUCUGAUGGAUGAGGAUGAGGAGGACGAAGAGGAAGAUUUGGCAAAGCAGGUGGCGCAGAUGAAGGCCCAGGGCAAGGUGAUUCUGGAUGGGGUAGAGUACAAGGUUGAGUCUGUCAGCGGCCCCUCGUCCACUCCUCCCAGGCAAUGUGCCACACCUCCAAACUACAGUGCCACACCAUCCAGCUACUGUGGCAGCUCAGGGACUUCCUCUGUAGAUGGUCGGGGUGAUUCCCAGCGCAACUCUAUGGAGGAUAGCUUCAGACUGGAGCAGAGACCCAACUCCAUGACUGGUCUGAUCCCUGUGUACCCCGGCGAGUCUGCAGCUCCCAUCCGUACUGCCAAGGCUGAACGCCGGCACCAGGAGAGGCUGCGUGUGCAGAGCCCAGAGCUCAGUGUGGUUCCAGACAAGGAUCUUUCUCCUGCAGAGAAACGCGCACUAGAGGCAGAGAAGAGAGCCAUGUGGAGGGCAGCCAGGAUGAAGUCUUUAGAGCAGGAUGCUCUCAAGGCUCAGAUGGUCAUUGCGAAGUCCAAGGAAGGGAGAAAGCGAGGCACUCUGGACCAGUUGGCUGAAUUGCCAUCUCCUGCACCCACGCCUUCACCCACUCCUAUGGAAGAUGUCAGUCCUCGCGCUGUUACAUCACCAGGUCGACUGUCCCUGUCAGAAAAGAAGUUUGACUACCGACAAUUCGCUGCCAUUCCUUCUUCUAAACCCGUAUACGACAUUCAGUCUCCAGAUGCUACAGAUGUUCGAUUCAACAGUGAUGCCUCCUCUAGCCCAGUUUCCUGUGUAGAAGCUGAGGUGCCUGUAGCUACUGUGGCCGCCACAUCUGCUCUGGAGGAGAUGGCUCUGUACAGCAACAAGCGUAAACUCCGACAGGGCCGACGCAGUCUAGAGGCAGCCGUUCCCACAUAAUUUUACACACACAAUACAGAUUAUUAAAAAAAAAAAAAAAAAAAAGAUAGUGCACAUUAGCUAGUAAUACUACAAGGUAUAGACAAAACUAAAAUGUACAUCCACAGGAAUGCGUGAAAGACUUUGAACCACUCUUCAUCGUUGACCUUCACAGUGAUAGUUAUUUUUGUUUUGUUUGGUUUUGUUUUAAAGAAAACACUACAGCUUCCUGUCUCUGCACACUAGUUUUGCCUUUCCAGCUAACAUUUAGCACAGCCGUGGAAGGUUUCCCCUCUUUCUCUGUAGCGGAUGGUUAAGGAGGGCCGUCAUACCAUGCAAACUCCACUUCUGCUUUUAUUUUUCUCUCUUUUUCCUACAGUUUGCUUUUAACAAGAUAAAUUAUUUUUAGAUGAUAUUGAUUUGGGUGCUUUUUAAUAUUUUAAUUUUAAACCUCUGAUUAUUAAUGUUUUAAAAAAAGGUUACUGAGUUUUUUAAGGUAAAUGUGUUAACGUUCACAUAUCCCACAAGCUCAGCCUCUUGAAGUGCUAGCGAUCAUUCUGCAACCUUCACGUACAUUUUACACGUAAUUUAUUUCCAUAAUCAGCAUUGAGGUUUUUAUUCACUUUUUUAAAAAAAAGACACAUCAUAAUUGGGAAUAUCCCACCAAUCAGUUCAUAUUUACUGAUAUGAGGUUUAUUGAUUUUAUCAGUGCUGUAUAGCUCUGUAUCAACUUUAUAACCAUAUCAAAUCUAAGAAUCAGUCAUUGGGGUUUUUUAUACGAUAUUUUGGAUUUGGAUCAGUGUUGCAAAUGAAUGUAUAUUGUUUUAGGCUCUCGUGUUCUGAGGGUUUCAUCUUACCAUAAAGCUAAAAAAAAAAAAAAAAACCUCAUUACAGACUGCCUGGAUUCAUUUAAGUGCAGCUUAAACCGAACUAAACAGCUCUCUAAUGUUCCUGGACCAGGACGAGAAGAUGAAAGACUAUUUAAAAAAAAAAGGUCAUCUUUCUGUCUGAGUGCUAUGGUUACAUCCAUGAGAAAACCAGAAUGUCAUCCCCUUUGCAUUGUUCUGCUUCCUGGACCAUGUUGCAUGCUGUUUGCUUGGAACAUUCCCAUUACCAGACUGACUGUUAAAAAAAAAAAAAAAAAAAAAUUGGUAUACAUAAUUCACUUCAACGAACUCUCAGACCAUGAACUUUAAAGGAGCAGUCUGAAGAGAAUGUCCAGCUGUCCAUCUUAUCAAAAUAUGGUACCAUUCUUUCUAUUUAUGUGACACUGGGGUUGGAGGAUGAAGUUUUUAUGUUCCCCUGUUUUGUUUUUUGUUUUCUUCUCCCGUGUGACUCAUGUUCAUACCGUAUACUUUGUCUCUGGAGUGGCUACUCGAGUUUUCUUUUCCAAUGAGAUUUCAAUCUAAAGCCACUGAAAUGCUGAACCUUGUGUGAAUAAUGUACAAAAUGCUGUGAGAAGCAAAACUCCAAGGUGAAACUGAGCCAGUGUGUGCAGUGACGGUGGGAUCCAGGCACAGUCUCAGUGGAGGUCCACUGCAUGUACUGUAUAUUGGCUUCUUUUGCAUUGCAUUAUAUUGCAUUAAUUUUUUUUUUUUUAAUCCUGGAUGAGGAAAGGUAAAUUUCCCAUCCCUCUCUAGAACACAUCAUUCUCAAACCAGCUGCCAUGAAUACUGUGGUCACUCUUCUGUCAAACAACGUCUAUCUUUACUAAUUGUAGUUUUUCAUCUUGCUCUUGCUAACUGAAAUUCAGUUUUGGGUGACAGUACUUGGGAAAUGGCUAAUUGAUCGUUUAUUGUAUUUUUGUAAAGACAGAAAUCACGUUUUCACUCGAUUAAGGAAUGGGAUUCACUACAUUUUUGCAGCAGGACAGUUGUUUUGAUCUCUCUUGUUCUUGAUUUCUUUGGGAUGGGUUUUUUUUUUUUGCUACAUAGGUGACAGAGGGGCUGAAUGUGUGGGGUAGAGCUCAUUCAGGACUGUAACUAGUGAAUUUGUACAACCAAAGAAGUCUAUUUUGUGGUUCAGGAAUAAUAAAGUUUACUUUUCAUUUAACAA
Messenger RNA from Neoarius graeffei (lesser salmon catfish), 8274 nucleotides. RefSeq names its product scribble planar cell polarity protein (gene scrib). Gene Ontology annotation, cellular component: adherens junction; postsynaptic membrane; postsynaptic density. Gene Ontology annotation, molecular function: protein binding. The transcript has 44 exons. NCBI's taxonomy places the organism in Eukaryota, Metazoa, Chordata, Actinopteri, Siluriformes, Ariidae. Bases 742 to 6240 code for a protein of 1832 amino acids. The record is from RefSeq and is a predicted model, not a curated record. Gene Ontology annotation, biological process: neurotransmitter receptor transport postsynaptic membrane to endosome; neurotransmitter receptor transport, endosome to postsynaptic membrane.